Molecule: messenger RNA, 5430 nt
Organism: Lepisosteus oculatus (spotted gar)
Lineage: Eukaryota; Metazoa; Chordata; Actinopteri; Semionotiformes; Lepisosteidae
Gene: mrc1b
Product: mannose receptor, C type 1b
Biological process (GO): receptor-mediated endocytosis
Cellular component (GO): plasma membrane
Molecular function (GO): signaling receptor activity
Source: RefSeq, a predicted model, not a curated record
CUCCUAAUAUUUUCAGAUAAAGGAUACCUGAGUGUGUCAACAGUCCUUUUCAUCUAUUCAGCACUGUCAGUCAUUUCCAUAUCUGCCAGGACAUGUCUGAGCAUUUUAUGAUGUCUAGAUUAUUUGCUGUUUUUAUGUAUUUAACUCUUACUUUUCACAUCUCCAUUCAGUUAGACAUUGGUCUUUUCCUCAUAUACAACGAAGAUCACAGUAAGUGUGUCACAGCUGUGGGCAUCAACUCUGUACAGACGACCUCAUGCAACCCUAGUGAUAAGUCCCAACAGUUCCGCUGGGUCAGCGAGAACAGACUUCUGAGUGUAUCCCAGAAAUUGUGCCUUGGAGCUGUGAGCAAGAAGGACUGGGUUAAGGUGCUGCUGUUCCCAUGUGAUGAGAAGGCUGAGCUCCAGAGGUGGGAGUGCAAGAAUGACACUUUAUUUGCCUUAAAGGGAGCAGACUUGUACUUCAAUUAUGGAAACAAGAAUGAAAAGAAUAUCAUGUUAUACAAGGGUAAUGGACUCUGGAGUAAAUGGAGAAUCUAUGGCACCAAAGAUGAUUUAUGCUCUCGAGGAUAUGAAGAUAUCUUUACUCUUGGGGGCAAUUCAUUUGGAUUACCCUGCCAGUUUCCAUUCAAGUAUGAUGAGAAAUGGUAUGCUGAGUGCACUCUUGAUGGCAGAUCUGAUGGUCAGUUAUGGUGUGCAACAACCGCAGAUUAUAAAACAGAUAGAAAAUGGGGCCUGUGUCCAACAAAAUCAACUUCUGGAUGGGAUACCCACCCUGUAACAGGUGUCCUGUACCAGAGAAACACCCAAGCUGUUCUGACCUGGCACCAAUCGAGAAGAAGCUGUCAGCAGCAGGGUGCAGACUUACUGAGCAUUGUGGAAUUACAUGAACAAACAUAUCUCUCAGGAUUGACAGAAAAUCUGGGAUCGCCACUGUGGAUUGGAUUGAAUAGUCUGGAGUUUGAGACUGGUUGGCAAUGGAUUGAUGGAAGUCCAUUUAGAUAUCUAAACUGGGCACCAGGGCACCCAUCUUCACAGCCAGGACUGAACUGUGCUGUUUUAAAUCCAGGCAAAGCAGCUAAAUGGGAAGACUCAGUAUGUUCGAAGAAACUUGGAUAUAUCUGCAGAAAAGGAAAUACUACCAAUGUAAACCCCGUGAUUCCAGCGAGUACCCAGCCCAGUUACUGUCCAAAUCACUGGGUGCCCUAUGCUGGCCAUUGCUAUUACUUAGAACGAACUAAAAAAAUAUGGAAAGAAGCUCUGGCUGCAUGUCACAAGGAAGGUGGUGAUCUUGCCAGUAUCCAUAACAUUGAGGAACACAGCUUUGUCAUUUCACAGCUCGGCUACUUGCCAACAGAUGAACUCUGGAUAGGCCUGAAUGACCAGAAAAUGUCAAUGUUGUUUGAAUGGACUGACAGGACCCAUGUGACAUUCACAAAAUGGUUGACAGGGGAACCAAGCCAUGCCACCAAUAUGCAGGAGGACUGUGUCCUUAUGAAAGGAAAGGAAGGGAAGUGGGCAGAUCAUGUCUGUGAAAAGGCCUAUGGAUACAUUUGCAAGAAAAAGGCCUUAUCCAUCCCACAGGGUUCAACUGCAGUUGUGAGUGAAGGUUGCAAAGCGGGAUGGAUCAGAUAUGGGUUAUCCUGCUACUACGUUGGAUCAGAGACUCAGACAUUUGAAAGUGCAACUCAGAAGUGUAGGAGCUUUGAAGCCCAUUUGGUUGAUAUUGCUGACAGGUAUGAAAAUGCCUUUCUCAUUAGCCUGGUUGGACUGAGGUCUGAGAAAUAUUUUUGGACGGGCCUUUCUAAUACUGCUGACCGGGAUACAUUUGUGUGGACCAACACUGCAGCUGUGCACUUCACUCACUUUAAUGCUGGGAUGCCAGGCAGGAAACAGGGCUGUGUUGCCUUGACCACAGGAACUUUCGCUGGGUUAUGGGAUGUCAUAAACUGUGAUAGUAAUGAAAAAUACAUCUGCAAGCAUCUUGCUGAUGGAGUGACAACGACCCCAGCUCCGACAACAUUCCCCACUGGCGAUUGCCCUUCUGAUUGGACAGUGAUGGCCCAGGGUAAAUCAUGCUUCAAGCUUUUUAAGAAAAAUUUGAAGAAUAAAAAGACAUGGUUUGAAGCCCGAGACUUCUGUGUAGCAAUAGGAGGUGAUCUACUCAGCAUUCACAGUGAGGCGGAACUUCAUGAAGUAUAUGGCAACAUAGGUCAUUUCUAUAAUGAAAAUGCCUGGAUUGGAAUUAAUCUUCAUGAUCCCAAUGCUGGAUUUAUGUGGAGUGAUGGAACAUCGGUUUCCUAUGAGAACUGGGGAUACGGCGAACCCAACAAUCACAAUGAUGCAGAACUCUGUGGGGAAACGAGCUUGUUCUUUGGAUUGCCUUGGAAUGAUCGACACUGUGAACACUACAAUAACUGGAUUUGCAAAAUACGCAGAGGAGUUACUCUGAAAGCAGCCCCAAAUGCUACUGUGCCACAAUACAACAUGACACAAGAUGGUUGGAUUGAGUAUAAUGGAUCCCAGUACUACAUGAAUAGCCAAAGACUUCCUAUGGAAGAUGCAAGAGAUUACUGUAAGAAGAACUUUGGUGACCUUGCUGUUAUUGAAGGGGAAAGUGAAAGGACAUUUUUAUGGAAACAGAUAUCCAGAGGCGAUGAAGAUCAAUACUACAUUGGCAUGACUGUUGGUCUUGAUAAAACAUUCCAGUGGUUAGAUGGAAGCCCGGUAAGCUAUGUAGCAUGGGAAAAAAAUGAGCCUAACUUUGCAAACAAUGAUGAAAAUUGUGUCAGCAUGUAUAAAAACAUGGGGUUUUGGAAUGAUAUGAAUUGUGGUGCACCUCUUGCCUCCAUAUGUAAAAGAAGCAGCAAUUUUGUUAACACCACUGUGGCUCCAACAGUCAUUCCCAAAGGAGGAUGUCUGCCUGACUGGCUGUAUUUUGAGGGAAAGUGCUACAAAAUGAUUGGGUCCAAUCCUGCUGAACGAAAGACAUGGCAAGAUGCAAGAAAUUAUUGCAUCUCUGUGGGUGGAAAUUUAGUUUCCAUAACGAAUGAAAAACAACAAGUGUUCCUGACCACCAAGCUUCAGGAAAUGACAGCAGAUGUGUGGAUUGGGUUAAAUGACAUCAAUGCAGAAAUGCGGUUCCUCUGGACUGAUGGGAAAGGGGUUUACUACACCAACUGGGCAAAGGGCAACCCAGUGUCUGUGCCCGAUGGCCGAUAUCUCCACUCCGAUGAGGAAUUUGACUGUGUAGUGCUAGUGAGCAGUUCCCCCACGAUGUCUGGACAGUGGAAAGUUGAGGACUGUCUGUUGUCGAGGCCUUUCAUUUGCCAAAGAAAAAGCGAUCCUUUGAUUAAUAAUCCAACAACAACAGCACCACCUGGUGGUUACAUUAAGUUUGGCAAUAACUCCUUUAAAGUGAUUAAUCAGAAAAUGAACUGGGAUGAAGCCAGAAGACAAUGCAAAGCAGAUGAUGCAGAUCUGGCUAGCAUUCUGGAUUCUAUAACACAAGCCUUUGUUAGGCUUCUAGCACAUAAAUACAAAGAACCCAUGUGGAUUGGACUUAACAGCAAUGUGACCUUUGGAUAUUUCACAUGGAUCGAUAACUGGAAGUUACGUUUCACAAAGUGGGCUGCUGGGGAACCUAGAAAUAACAUUGCUUGUGUUUACAUGGACGUUGAUGGGACGUGGAAGACAGGGCUCUGCAAUAACACUUACUACUCCGUGUGUAAACAGACAAAAGAUGUUGCUCCCACUGAGCCUCCACAGCUUCCUGGUAAUUGUCCUGAACCCAAAAAGAGAAGAGUGUGGGUGCCAUUCCGUGGUCACUGCUAUACAUUUAGUGCUUCAGUGGUAGACAACUGGGCCCAUGCUUCUGUGGAGUGUAUGAAGCUUGGUGGAUCUCUCGUCGCCAUUGAAGAUCCCACUGAGGCUGUGUUUUUGCUGCAAAAUGCUGAACUGCAGCGAGACCGAGCAAAGUCUUUCUGGAUAGGACUUUACAAGAAUGUGAAUGGGGCAUGGCUAUGGAUAGACAACAGUGUGGUGGACUACACUAAUUGGAAUAGUGGUGAACCAUCACGUCAAAAUGAUGAAUGUGUUGAGAUGUUCUCUGACAGUGGGAUGUGGAACAAUGCAAACUGCCAUUCAUACAAAGCAUAUAUCUGCAAAGCAGCAAAAGUCAUUCCACCAACCCAGAAAAGCCCCAAAACUGAACAGCAUGCUGGUUCUGGAGAACAAUCACCCCAUGGUUAUGCUGGAAUUGUGGUUGCCAUUAUUAUCCUCAUAAUAACAGGAGCUGGACUUGCUGCCUUUUUCAUUUACAAGAGAGGACGCAGGCCUGUCCAAGGAGAGUGCAAUUUUGAUAAUACACUAUAUUUUAAUACCGAUACCUCUUCAUCACCUGUUGACACUAAAGUCCUGGUAGCUAACAUUGAACAGAAUGAACAGGCCACAAUCUAAAGAUGCUACAUGUGUGUGUAGUGAACAAAAAAGAAAAAUCAACUUAUUAACCUUUUUCCCUGGCUGCUGUGGGGUCUUUAGAGCUAUGGAAUCUUUUAUGAAGCUUCCUGAUCUUGAUUCAGUGGACUUUUGGAGAUUUCUUCUCGUCUGACUCGAAUUAUUACAAUUGUGAAAUGUUAACAAAAGCAUUGUAAAAGUAAAAUGGUAAACUUUUGCAUGUACUUUUUCCCCAUCCUGUUUAUCUUGGUGGCAAUUGCUGUAAAAUUCAAGCUGUUAUCAAGAAAACAAUAGGCUUCAGAAGUGUAUGCUUUCUGAAUGAAUGCAAUGUAACAGCAAACCUAUGCUCUUCAAUGAUUUUCUGAAAGACCACAUUCAAAACACAGUAUUCUACCUACUUAAAGUAGAUUUUGCACCACAGCACAAGUCUGCUAGGUAUACAAUCAAGCUUGUGAAUACAGAGUAGUUUACCGUAAGAUAAAACGAAAUUGAAUCAUGGACAGUCAGUGUGACACACCCUUAGUGUGUCUUUACUGUCAUUCCCAUCAUACAAACAAGUAUUAGGUUUAUUCCAUGCUGAAAGAAAAGAAAGGAAACACAACGUUUAGGCUGUGGAGCCUUCUUCGGGUUUCACCCAAACUACAUAUUCACAUCAUACUUUUUGUUCCCCAAACUCACUAUGGGUCACUACUAUUCUCACCAAAUGUAUAAUAUGAUAAUAUGAUCCUUUUUCCAGCAAAUAUCCUCAACAUUGAUUUCAGUUCCUGAGACAGGAACUCUCCCACGUUUCUUAACCAAACUACACGGCAAAUAAAAUUUUUUGGCAAAUUUUAUUCAUUGUGCUUCCUCAUGGUGUUUUAUAAAAUGUUCCUUUUACCUUUCGUUAUUAGUGUUUUACUUGAUAAAUCAGCUGGAUGAGAACACUUUUCUUUGACUGUAAAUAAAAGAUAAAAAAUUAAAACAUGAUUGUUAAAAA